This is a messenger RNA of Funneliformis caledonium, 126 nucleotides long. The record is from the annotation of a GenBank genome assembly. Lineage: Eukaryota; Fungi; Glomeromycota; Glomeromycetes; Glomerales; Glomeraceae.
AUGGUUCGAAAUAUUGAUCACAAUAAUUUUUCAACAAUUUCGGGGCUUAAAGCUCCAUCUUCAGUUGUAAACGUUGCACGAGUACCAAACGUAGGACAAGCUGCAGCAAACCAAUAUCUUUUAUGA